AUGGCUGCCAUUAAAAACAUUAUGGAGACUCCGCUCGUUUUAUGGGUGGAGUCUUUCAAUCAAGGUAAAUCUGUGGAGUAUGCCGACCUGUAUAACGGGAUAUUCCUUAACGAUGUCAUGCAACAGAUUGACCCUCGUCCAACCAAUCAGAGUGUGAACCGUCAUGUUGAUGAUGUGGAUGCACGGCUACAUAACUGGGACCUUCUUCUCCGAAACAUUCGAGGGUACUACGUGGAAGUGUUACAACAGUUACUGAUAUUGAAGCCACCAAACAUCAACCUCAUCUGUCGACACCCAGAAAACGAUACCAGUUUCCAGGAGCUGAAGAAGGCCAUUCUCCUGAUUCUUGGCUGUGCCGUCCAGUGUGAGCGUAAGGAAGAAUUCAUUGAUGGUAUCAAACGCCUCGAUGUCGAUGUCCAACAUGUCAUCGUGGAACACAUCAAGGAGGUCACGGAUGACACGGAGUGUGUGUUGUCAAUGGAGCCGACGGAACAUCUGGAGACAUAUACGGAAAAGAUGUUUAAUCACUUGACCCGAGUUCUACGGGAGCGUGAUGAUAUGGUUGAGGUGACUAAUGAGAUAUCUCAGGAACGUGACUUCUAUCAGUCUCAGAUACAGGAGGCACCUAAGCUCAACGUGACACCUCCAACAUCCAGUCCCGACAAACAUCAUACGGCAGUGGAGCUGGCGGACGCUAAGGCUAAAAUACGAAAGUUACGACAGGAACUGGAGGAUAAACAGGAGCUCAUCACCGACCUGAAGGACGACCAGGAGGAGAACAAGAUCAUCGUCACCAAACUUCGUAACGAGAAUGUAGAACUGAUCCAGGACGCCCGGUCAGCGCGGUCACUCCGGGACGAACUGGACAUCCUCCGAGAAAAGUUUGGUAAAGUGAAAAGCUAUGAGACUGAAAUCACAAAGAUGAAGGAGAAAUUAAAUGAACUGGAGUUCUACAAGUCCCGAGUAGAUGAACUAAGAGAGGACAAUGCUAUCCUGAUAGAAACUAAGAACAUGCUCCAGGAACAACUCGACAGCUGUCAUAAACGUGUGGAGACCGUCAUAGCACUGGAAAACGAGCUCGGACGGUACAGACAGCAGGUGGAGGAACUGGCUAAGGAACGAGAUACCGAUCGACAGAAGAUACAGAUUCUCACGGAGGAAAAUGCAAACCUGCAGUUUGAGAAAAAGACGAACAUGAACGAGAGUACUAAUAUUGAGAAGGAAUUAGAGUCAGCUCGUCUUAGGAUAGCAGGUAUGGGAGGAUCACUGUCCAACCAGCUGAAUGAAACAACCAACGCUAAGAUUCUGAGACUGGAGUUGGAGAAUCAGCGUUUACAGCAGAAACUCGAGGAGGCCAGAGAAAGUGCUCUCAUAGAAAAUACAACACUGACUUUGGAACUCGAAAAGGAGAAUCAACGACUGGCCAAAAAAGUCGAGAAACUUCAGGAGUCGAGUCGAGAAAUGUCACAGACACACAUCGAACUCGAACAAAAACUUGACCAGUUCCAUCAUGAAAAAGAACAAUUAUCACAGACUUUAGAAACAGUCAAGGAAAGUGCUGAUAGACAGGUUCGUGAGUUGGAACGCGAGAAUGAUCACCUGACUAAUACAGUGGAGACUGUUCGUGCGCGAAGUGAACAGACAAACGACGCAAAGCUCAAAGAUCUCGAGCGAGAAAAUAAGCGUAUGCAUGAAACAGUGACAGCAAAAAACCAAGUGUUAUCCAAAAUGGAAUUUGAAAACAGGCAAUUACAAAAAUCUUACAAUAAGAUAAAGCAGAGCUCAGAUAAGUUAUCUGAAUUGGAAACAGAAAGUGCAAAUCUGGAAAAAGAAAAUCUAGAUUUACAUAAAACUGUGGCAACAUUACAGCUAACUUGUGAUAAAUAUGAGGAAAUUGAACAGGAAAAUUCUGAUCUAGAAGUGGAAAAUAGAAAACUUAAGAAAAACGUUGAGUCCCUUCAAAGUGCUUUACAAAAAAUGGACCAGCUGGAAAAAGAACACAUUAAUUUAAAUGUAGAAAAUCAAAAACUCCAGAGGAGUUUAGAUUCUCUUCGGAAUUCUUCUUCAAAACUUGUUGAGGUAGAAAAUGAUAAAGACUCACUGAAGCGUGAAAUUCAGCAGCUCCGUAAAACAAUAGAAGUACAACGUAGUCACCAAGUGAAGCACGAACAAAUGGAGCUGGAUUUGCUGGACUUGGACAAUGAAAACCAGCGGCUUCAGAAAUCGCUAGAAAUGACAACCAAACGCUUACAGCAGCUGGAGCGCGACAACACAGACAUGGAAAUAGAAAACGAAAAAUUGCAAAAAAGUGUGGAAACUUUAAAAGUGUCGACAAAACGCCUCCAAGAGUUGGAGAAAGCAAAUGUAGAAAUGGAUACUGAAGUGUCGAGACUUGCCAAAGAAAAAUCUGUGUUAACAAAAGAGAAAAAUCGAUUAAAACAGUCUAUUGAGUGGAAGGAUUCAGAACUGGAUGAGUUGACUUCUAAACACAGUGCAUUAGAACGGACAAAUCGUAACUUAAAACAACAGAUAGACAGACAGAAAGACACAAUAUCAAAUAUCAAAGAAAAUGAGAAAGAGAACAAAGAAUUACAACAACAAGCCAAUAUCACCAAACGCAAGCUGGCAGCUCUCCAUGAGGACCUGGUGAAUGAGAAAGUAAAGAGCCAACAAAUGAAGAAUGAGAUGGACAGAUUAACACAUGACCUGGAGAGAGUCGGCAUCAAUAAGGAGAAGUUAGUCAAGGCAGAUAACUCUCAGGACGACAGUCGUUACAAAGCCCUGGAAAAUAUGAUGGAAGAUGCUCUGAAGAAGAGCAUGGAGAUCAAAGAAGAAAAGAUUCAUGCCCUGGAGAGCAGAUUGGAAGAGUCCAAGAAACGUAACAUCCGUCUCCAGGAUGAAUUACGUCAACUCAAGCAGGAAUGUGAGUCACUAAAACAGCGGUAUGAAGAGGAGACACACGGGAGGGACAGACAUGAUAGUGGUGUACGGGGUAGUCAGUCAGGUCGGGCCAACAAUCCAUCCAAGGAAAUGUUUGAAGUUAAGGAUCACCUCAUACAGGUGGAAAGACAGAAUGCCACAUUUAUGGCAGAAAAAAACCUCAAAUCACAGACCAACUCGCUGAAUCUUCAAAUCCAGAAGUUAGAGAGUCAGAACUCCAAGCUUCAGAACCAGUCUUCGUCAUUCCAGGAUCAGUUUACAUCACUGCAAUCCCACAAUGCCAAGUUGCAGGUGGAAAAUUCAACAUUGAAAUCUGAGUGUUCCACGUUACGGUCACAGAUGUCGACGCUACAGUCACAUCUGUCACAGUUGGAGGGUGAACACAAACAUUUACUGGAGAACCAGGAGGAGUUACAGACCUCGCAUGAACAGCUGGUUCAGGAUCACGAACAGCUACAACAGUACCACGACCAGCUCGCAUCCGAGUAUGAGGGACUCAUCUCUGAACAUGGCUCGCUCAAGUCUGUACAUAAAUCUGUAAAAGGAGAAAAUAAAGAGAUGAAAGAACAGCUUGAUGCGUUCCUGCAAGGUCGGGAAGAUGUAUCACGUGUUCGGGAUAGAGCUCAGCGAGAAAAGGAUGCCCUGCGGUCCGAGUUACAGUCUCUGGGUGGAGUACAGAUGGAGUAUGAACACCUGCGUGAUGAGCACGUUAAACUGCUCGGAAAACAUGAACAGUUGUGUAAGGAUUAUAACGAGGUGGCCGGCGACAAUAAACAUCUCAAGACAGAAAACAAUACAUUCCUGACCAAGAACACUGAACUGAAAACACAGUGUGAUGAGUAUAGGGACCAACUACAUGCCAUGGAAAUCGACGUGAACAGUCUCGCUCAUAAGUAUGAUACCCUGUACCAGAUGAAUCAGAAAAUGGAGGAGGACAAUAAGAACCUAUUGAUGCAGAUCCAGUCACUCCUCAACUCCAACCAGGAACUUCUGUCACAGAUCCUCAACAGCAAGGAGCACUUCGCCGAGGAGGAAAAAUCCUACCUAGAAAAGAUGUCCGACUUACGACGACAGAAGGAAAGACUCGAAGAAAAGAUCAUGGAUCAUUACCGGCGACAGGAAGUCUCCAAGAAGAACCGAGGUCUGGGAGCAAGAAUAGCCAGGAGGGCAGCAAAGAUAUUUGUGUCCAGGAACCGAGAGCGCAGUAAGAGCAGAAACAACUUGACCAACAUAGACAACAGUCAGGACAACACGUCCCAGGGGUCAGGGGACAUCACCACAGACCACAACGACUCGAGGAAGUCAGAACGGAAACAGAAUCGUCACGGUAGUGCAGAGAAUCUAUUGGAAACUUCGGCCCUGUCUAAACAGAGUCGUAGUCGUGCAAAAUCGACCACUGCUCUCAACCUUGAGGCUGACAGUAGCGACCAAGCUGUCAGAGGAGCCAAAUCCAGUGACAACCUCUUGGAUUCUGUGCGUAGCCAUGGUGACAAGAGUUCCACCAGCUUCCUUAGUAGUGCCACAUUGCCAGGCCUGGGUAAACCAACAAGUUUCUCUGAAGAUGAUGAUGGUGGAUUCCGUUCUAACACAGGAGAGGGCAGCAAUGAUAUGCUGACAUUGGAGGAGUUCCUUGGGGAGGUGAACAAGGACAGCAAGAGGAAGUCAACCGAUCUCGGUAAGAUCAAGGAUGACGUCGAGUCUAAGAGUAGUGAGAAUUCGGAGAACAGUUUCCGACAGAAAAGACAGGCACCACCACCUCCCAUGGCUAACAGCCGCCAGAUACAUUCGAUCCCUGAUGUAGCUGCUGUGUCACAUCCGGACCUGAACUUGUCACGAAUGUCUCGUAUAUCCACGGGCAGCAGUGGAAGUGGUCAGGAGAGCAGACCAGAAAGUUACGGCCAGGCCACACCUCCACAUGUAAAACUCCCAGAGACAUCCACGCCUGCGCAGUACAACAACAAUGGACAUCACAGCAAUUCACUUGAGGAAAUAGACAAAUUCUCUCCAUUUCCACGGCAACAACAGCCACAUGACUUCAGGAGAAACACACUGGGUUCAACACCAUCGACGGCCACAAGAACUCUCCAGUACUCAAUGUUAUCAUCUCCUGGCCAAUCAGUUAACUCACCAGCUAAUCGAUCGUCCAAUCAGAAUCGAGAGCUGCCCCCAACCCCCUCAGAGCCAGCCACUGACAGACUUGAUAGACUUACAUCACUCAGUCAGUCGUCAUCCUCUCACAACAACUCCAUCAUAUCUAACACCUCAAACUUCAGUGACAUUUCCAAAAACAAUAAUAGUGUAUACUCUCCAAAGGACAGCUAUAACUACCAAUCGCCUCAUAUGGCAAACAAACCCCCCACCCCCCGGGGUUAUCAAAGCCAGCCCCCUGGGCCAGCCCGAGCUCCUCCUCAUCCUAGCCAGGCGGGGAUGGCUAGGAGUCGACAGCCUCCCAUGGACGGUCAGCCAAGUCCCCAGCAAUAUUCUCAUAAUGGUCCUGUGAGGCCAGUACCCACCAGAGAAGCUAGCCGACACGGGCAGAGUCCCGGCUCACGACCAAAUACUUACCAGGACCAUAAUACAUUCCAAAAUAACAGUGCAGGUGUCUAUUCCAGUGUGGGUGAGAAUCGCACAAGGAAUUCUGUGGAUUAUUCUCCGCAAAAAUCUAGUGUUCAAAGUAACGGACCAAUUGAAGGCAGUCAAGAGCAUCACUAUGCACGUGUGCAGAAAAUAGAACGACCUAAGUCUGUUCCUCCAAACAUUUUUAAUCAAUUACAAAUGCAAGCUCAGCAACAGCAGGCUCAGAAACAGGACCAAGGGCAGAUAUAUUCACAGCCGCAGAAAGGCCGCACACCACCAGUACCUCCGCCACGGAGAAAUCGUGAAGUAAUUGCACGUGUCAGUCUGGUCCGAGAACCAGGUCAGAUGCCUACUGGGCGCAUGUCUGCCCAACCUUACCAGACCUCUGGGGCCAACUCCUCAAAUGGUCCUGUCAGUAAAACUUUGCCAGUUGGAGGCAUUUCUCGGUCAGUAACUCCUGGGGUUAAAUCUCCGCCCUCUAGUACGUCAACCGCGCCACGACCAAUGAAACCAGAGGAAAAUGCCACAGAACCUAACAAAAACGCACUAUGGACUAGGGAAGCACGGUGAUAGGUGGACAAUUUAACCCUAUGCAUGUGGAACGGUGUAGUUGUCUCCCCUUGCCAGAGACAGAACAGGCUAUUUAAUAUCAGGUGUUCUAUUGUAUCCGAGACUGAGGCUGACUGUUCGCAAGGAGGCAAAUCCAGGGGCAUUAAAUCUGGAAUGUUGAAGAAACUAACCUAUUUGUCUUUGACCCAUUGACCUUGACCUUCAUUGCAAUUUGUCCUUGACCUUUAUAUGAAGUAAAAAUGUCAUGUCUCCCAGCACCUGUCCACAAGCAUGUCGUAUGUCACUCAGAUUCAAUGAUAUACACUUAUUAUAAAGUCAAGAAAUUGAUUGGCAAUACAGUAUAUGCUGGCAUUGUUGUACAAUGUUGUAAAAUCUUGUUAAUGCUUAUCAAGUUUCUUUUUUGAGAUUGAAAGUGUGAACUUGAAUCUGAUUGGCUGUUGUCUAACCCUUCACUAUACCUAAUGCUUACCUCCCCUGUAUCGUUAACAUAUUGAGGCGGCAGCACUGUUGAUUAUUCAUGGUUUGUUUCAAACCUUAUAAUUUAUCUUGUAUGUUGUUAUGGCAGCCAUAUUGAUGAUUCAUUGAUUCUUUCAUUGUCAUCAUGAAAAGCAAUACUUUUUAACAGCACCAUGUUGUCUGGGCAGCCAUUUUGACAGCUAAUCUGUAUCUUUACAGCACUUGAUGUGUAUCUUUACAGCACUUGAUCUGUAUCUUUACAGCACUUGAUCUGUAUCUUUACAGCACUUGAUAUUUUAUCAUGUGAUGUCAAAAACAACAAAUAUCGAAAUAAACAUGUUGAGAUAAACAGUUAACAAAUGUAAUGGAGUCGCUUGAUAAAUAUUUAUAUAAAAGCAUGCAGGUUCACUUCAAACACCAAAUUGUUUACUGACUAUGAAUUAAACUGUACAAAUGUAUUUAUGUCUUACAAUAUACAGAACACUUAGACUAAUAAAACUGUAUCUAUAUUACAAUAUACAGAACACAUAGACUAACUACUACAGAUAGAUCACUCGCUCUAAGUUUAUGUUGCAUGUUUGUUAAUUGUGGAAUUUAUUUUGAAAUCUAAACUACACUUUAGCUGUAUUUACAGUAAAGGGGUUAUUUACAGGACGUCUCCUAGCCCCCAGAUUUGCUUUCAAGUGUGGUGACCAGUAAGAAUGCAUUUAGAAAAAUUGUUUGCUUAGAAAUGAGAUUUUGAUGAAUUAUUUUCUUCAUUGAAAAGGCAUUAUAACUAUCUGUUGCUGCCAAUCUCUCAGUCCUGGAAGUUUUUAAAUUGAUGUUGUAACUUAAAAGAUGUUUAACUUUAAUCCAUAAAAGAUACAUUGCAUGCAUGUACAUUUUUUAAUAAGAAACAACUUGAUCAAAAGUAAGAUUAUUCCAUUUUUUUUUUUUUUUAUUUAUUAGCCGACAGAAUGGCAGUAAAGCUUUAGUAUGACAUUUUUAUAAGUGCAUAAUCAUUUAUUGGGUUAAGUCAAUAAGUGUUUCAUAUUUCUCUGGGAAGAGACUGGUAGAAAUAUAGCUGAAUGUCCCCCACACCAAUGAAAUAAACACCUUGCCAGUACACUAUGUAUUUUGUCAUGUUACCUUGGUUACCAGACUAAUGAGAUUUGUAUACGGUAACUAUGGUUACCCUUGAAAUGAUGUAUUAAUUUAUAGUACUUUUGUAAAUUUAUGAAAUGAAUUGAGAGGAUUUUUUUUUCUUUUUUUGCACUUUCCUUACAGCGACCCAUAUUGUCCGUCCUACAACCAAACAUUUAGCCAUGUAUGUAUUUUUUUUAUCCUGUCUCCCCUGAACACGAAGAAGUCAGCCUUUACCAGGCCAUGUCCAGUAAGUUUGGAUAUACGUGAUGAAUUAUGUUGUGAUAAGAGAGUAUUUUGUACAAAGCUAGUUAUGUACAUUGUAUUGUGAUUUGUUUACACUAAUAUCCAUUCCAUUGUAUAGUUUCACCUUCAUUACUGCGUCUGUAACAACAAGUAACACAGGGCUCCUAAUGUCUGGUUCUCUAACCCGCUACUCUACCCAGAGGAUCCACUUCCCCUGCCCCCUGGGACCCAUCCAUCCCCUACCCCCAGGACCCCUCCUUGCAUAUUUUGGUAGACUCCCAGGAAAUAUUUUCUGGCAUUAAGUCUUUAGUUAAAUAGAAGUUAAUUAUGAUUUUCAGGUUUAAAGUUUAGUCACAUAGAAUUUCAUUGGGAUUUCCUGUUCAUUUUUUAUAAACUACGGAAAUUUUGUAAUAGAUUUUAUAUCUUCGAUGUAUAUUUUCCAAGGUCUCAUCCUAUAACCAUUACUUCUACAGACUUUUGGUUUUGUUACAGGAAAGUUUCUGAUAGUCCAAUCACUUAUGGUCAGUUUAGACAGGUGUCCUGAUAGGCUGAUCACUCUUAUGGUCAGUUUAGACAGGUUUUACAGUAUUCUGAUUACUACAGGAUCCAAACAGAUGCUGUUUAGUCAGUUUAGACAGGUUGACUCGUAUUAUUAUAUUUGUAAAUUAUUAAAACAGCUGAUACUGAAAUGUGCCUUCCUAUAACAGCGGUAUACCUGUACUUUGCUCAGUGUCGGACUUACCUGUACCUACAACACUGUAUCUGUGAUUUUUACUCCAGAUUUCAGCUCCUUGACACUACAUGUUGGACUUGAUGGUGUAACUUUACAUGAUUAAUUUAAGAUGAUUAUAGAAAUGAUAAAAUUAAUGUUUUACAAAUAGAGCGGUAGUGAUUUCAGGUUAGAUGAUAAAUACCACUUGUCUUUGUUUUCUGUAUGUUGAUGUCUGUAAAAGACUCUAAUCUUGGGUUUGUUUGUCCUUGUCAGAUAGAGCUCAAGGCUUCUAAUUUGUUACCCGGCUCAUUUUAUUGAUCGAUAUCUUUCAUUUUGUACUUCUUUAUAAAAAGGUGAAUUGAAUACCAGAUAUACGUGUCCAACUCCUUCACUUGUUACAUCAGAUCAUGAUACUGACGUCAUUCCUCGUAAAGAUAUCAGACAAUUAAAAACUUAUGUUAUUGCAUGGUCCACAGAUUAGAUGAUCCGUCCCUGACAUACCUGUCUCCGAUACUUCCCCUAUUACAACUAUCUAAAUAUCUCAUUUUCAGUAAAAUUUAGUAUUGGGGAGAAUAAAAAAUGCCUGAGGACUUCCUUGUUCAGUUUUAAAGCAGGCUAAUUGAAAGUAUUACAAGAAUAAUUGUUAUGCUUUAUAAAAGAAAUAGCUAUUGAAUCACUUGAGCUAAUUAAACUGUAAUAACAUGUUUAACAAAAUUUUGCUUUGAGAAUUAAAUCCUAUUUAAAGAAAUCCCCAAACUUCACACUAAUCCAGUUUCACUCUUCACCUUGACACCUAACACCCCCUCACCCACCUUCUAAUGAAGAUGUCAUUUAUGUCUAAAUUAUCAUCAAGCAUAUAUAUUUAAAGAUGUUACACUGUUAUAUAUAUUUUUUCAAAUUUUAUGUGAAGAGCAUUUUUACAUAAAUCCUGCCUUUUUCACAUUGAAGAUUUUGCUUGUACAUGUAUAUUUUUGUAACAUGCUCAUCAAACAUACAAUACAUUGUUAACAAGAUGCUUGAAAUAAUGUCAAAUCAAUGUUAACAUGAGGUUUGUGAUGCAAUGAUAAAUCAUUGUUACAAAAAUUCUUAAUUACAAUGUGAAGUCAUUGUUAUAAAGAAGCUUGAGACAUUAAAUCGUGUGAGAAAUACUCCACUAACGGUGGAUAGUUUCCCAAUAGAUGGUCAUUGUUUUUGCAAUAAUUUAUUACAUGAAUCACCAGUUAAUAUAAAUUAACUGAAUAGAAUUAAAUGUCAUAAAACUGA
Messenger RNA from Pecten maximus, 9886 nucleotides. RefSeq names its product girdin-like. Lineage: Eukaryota; Metazoa; Mollusca; Bivalvia; Pectinida; Pectinidae. Gene Ontology annotation, molecular function: dynein light intermediate chain binding; microtubule binding. Gene Ontology annotation, biological process: cytoskeleton-dependent intracellular transport; cytoplasmic microtubule organization. The record is from RefSeq and is a predicted model, not a curated record. Gene Ontology annotation, cellular component: cytoplasm; centrosome.